Messenger RNA from Lotus japonicus, 1547 nucleotides. RefSeq lists its product as uncharacterized. The transcript is spliced from 10 exons. Gene Ontology annotation, molecular function: metallocarboxypeptidase activity; zinc ion binding. Gene Ontology annotation, biological process: proteolysis. Lineage: Eukaryota; Viridiplantae; Streptophyta; Magnoliopsida; Fabales; Fabaceae. The record is from RefSeq and is a predicted model, not a curated record. Bases 81 to 1367 code for a protein of 428 amino acids.
CAAGUUAACAACUACUACUACGUAUAAAAUAAAAUUACAAGAACGAUGAUGAAGAAAUGAAACUGUAGAUCUUGCCUACCAUGGCGGAUCUUCUUUCUCUCUCAUGUUUUCUCUUCUUCUCAAUCUUCCUCCACUCUCUUCAUCUUCAUCUUCAUGUUCAUGGCGAAUCAAACAAUCAAACUUCCAUCACGCAAAUCAACCACGAUCUCUACCAUUCCAGUGACAAUUUGAUGGAGGAGAUUAGGGCCUUGGUCCAUCGUCAUUCGGAUAAACUCACUGUGGAGACACUUAGAGCUGGAAACAAAGGAUAUGGCGCUGAGGUUCCGGUGGUUACUUAUUGCAAGCGGAAAAAAGAGAAUGAUGAGAGAUUGAAGCUUCGGAUACUUCUUAGUUUUGGGCAGCAUGGAAGGGAGCUGAUUACCACAGAACUUGCUUUAAGGAUUUUGUCUAUUCUAAGUGAAGAACAAUUUCUACCCGGCAUGGAUCAAGCUUCCUUAAACAGUACACUUGACAAGCUAGUCAUAAAAGUAGUUCCGAUGGAAAACUGGAAUGGCCGCAAACUUGUUGAGGCUGGAGAUCUUUGCGAGAGAAGAAAUGGCAGAGGAGUUGAUCUCAACCGGAACUGGAGUGUAGACUGGGGAAAAAAGGAGAAGGAUUAUGAUCCUUAUGAGGAGAAUCCUGGACUCGCUCCAUUUAGCGAGCCUGAAAGUCAACUUAUGCGGAAUCUUGCGAUAUCUUUUCAACCGCAUAUAUGGGUCAAUGUGCACUCUGGAAUGGAAGCUCUUUUUAUGCCAUAUGAUCAUAAAAAUAGAACACCUGAUGGGUUGCCAUUGCAACGGAUGAAGUUGUUGCUUGAAGAAGUAAACCAGCUUCAUUGCCAAAAGCGUUGCAUGAUUGGGUCUGGAGGCGGUUCCGUAGGGUAUUUUGCUCACGGGACUGCAACAGAUUUCAUGUACGACAUCGUGAGGGUUCCCAUGGCUUUCACAUUUGAGAUAUACGGAGAUGGAACAGCCUCAUCAAAAGACUGUUUUAAAAUGUUUAAUCCAGUUGACCUUGCUAGCUACAACAGAGUUCUCAGUGACUGGUCUGCAGCAUUCUUUACGAUUUUUAAAUUGGCACCACUUCAGCUUGGUGAGUCUGUCUUGAAGUUGGAUAAGUUGGUAUCAAUAGAUGAAUAUCUAGAUGGGUAUUUGAUGGAGAGGAGAAAUAGAUACGGAAAAAAGAUAGAGGUGCUUGAGCUUGGAAUGCAAGAAAUAAGAACGUAUUUCAGGCUCUUUUUACUAUCUUCAGUUUUACUAUUGUUCAUGUUUUGUUCUAGAAUUUCAAAAAGUAAGUGUAGACCAAUUGUUGCUGCUAUGCCCCUAUAAAAUUAGGUCGUAGCUGAAAAUGUACAUUCAAUUUUGAGAAAAAAAGUUACAAGUCAAAUUGUUCUGUAUUUCAAUGUAACGCUUCUUCACAUGAGCUGAUUCUUUAUUGUGUUCAACUAAGGAGCCGGUAAUUGGUCUCCAUUGAUAUGUAAAAUAACUCCAUAGUUAUUUAUUGAUUCA